GCAGCGUUAGGGAGUCCAUGUGGGGGUCUGGCACACGGCUCUGCACCAACACGCGUCCGGGGAAUCCGGGCUUCUGAGUGUUCCUGUGGGGAGGGGAUGGAUGGUCUUUUGUCUCCGCGGCAGGGCCGAGGUGACUGUGUGCUAGCGCUGUGUGUGCCUACACACGCAAAAUACUGCCAUUGCUUCGGUAGGGCGGUCAGGGUGGGGACCUAGUUUGGUUGAAAGGCGCACCAAAAAAAGGAGAUUGAUCCUGUGUUUGCGGUUUGUGCAUCAGCAUCUGUUGAUGCACGUCUCGCAGCAUGGUAGCUGUAGGUUUAUUUGGGGUAGUGAGUGGGUGUGAUGGAGAGGGGAAGAUGGGGGUAAAAUUGAAGCGAGAUGUGCUUGUAUGUCCUUGGAAUGAGCAUAUCUAAUUUGAUGUCUGAUCAGCUUACCCGCUUGAACAGUAAAAUGUCACUCUGCAUAUGUUAGUAAUCUCUGCUGGCCAUCAGCCUGAUAAGAUUUUGAAUUUCAACCUUUCUCUUGUUACUGUCUUUUGUAGACUGAGUGCUUAGUGUUAGGGAGACCAUAUGGAUAAAAGACCAUGCCCCAAGAUACAAACAGCUUAAAUCUUUUGUACCAAGCAGCUAAAAGCCCUGCCAAAUGUGUGCUGUUUUCAGAGUUGGGUAUGACAUAAAUGCUUUUAAAAUCGAAUAAAAUCCCUGAUCUAGUGAUGAGAGCCAGCUUGGAGGUUCGCCAGAGACUAAAGGCCAAGUUCACAAUCAUCCCCCGUGGGAAAUUGCAUUGACUUGUCCUUGGAAACUUCUUAAAGGCAUAGAGGUUGUUGCUACUAAUAGGAUUUCUUCGAUGAUCAGAGAAACAGGUUUCAGUGUUUGAGGUCGUCUUCUGUGGCAGCGCUUAGGAGAGACCUGAAGAUCAUCUUACGCCUCAGCUUACCACAAACUGCAAACAGCAAAAUGACAGUCAGGUGAUUCAUGGCAGGGGACGUGGAAGGGUUUAGCUCCUCCAUCCAUGACACCAGUGUCUCUGCUGGAUUCAGAGCGCUGUAUGAGGAGGGAUUGCUUCUUGAUGUCACACUUGUCAUUGAAGACCACCAAUUUCAGGCCCAUAAAGCACUGCUUGCCACCCAGAGUGAUUACUUCAGGAUUAUGUUCACAGCUGAUAUGCGAGAACGAGAUCAGGACAAAAUCCAUUUGAAAGGUCUGACAGCUACAGGCUUCAGUCAUGUCCUCCAAUUCAUGUACUAUGGAACUAUUGAACUGAGUAUGAACACUGUUCAUGAAAUCCUCCAGGCUGCCAUGUAUGUCCAGCUUAUAGAGGUGGUAAAAUUUUGCUGCUCUUUUCUCUUAGCUAAAAUCUGCUUAGAAAACUGUGCAGAAAUCAUGAGACUUCUGGAUGAUUUUGGUGUAAACAUCGAAGGAGUCAGGGAAAAAUUGGACUCCUUUCUGCUAGAGAAUUUUGUGCCACUCAUGUCCAGACCUGACUUCCUUUCAUAUCUGAGCUUUGAGAAGCUCAUGUCUUACUUGGAUAAUGAUCAUCUGAGCAGGUUUCCAGAGAUAGAGCUGUAUGAAGCUGUUCAGGCCUGGCUGCGCCAUGAUAGAAGACGCUGGAGGCAUACGGACACCAUCAUUCAGAACAUCAGGUUUUGUUUGAUGACACCAUCCAGUGUUUUUGAGAAGGUAAAAACAUCAGAGUUUUAUCGAUACUCCCGGCAGCUGCGACAUGAGGUUGAUCAAGCCAUGAAUUACUUUCAUAGCGUUCACCAACAGCCUUUGAUGGAAAUGAAAUCGAACAAAAUCCGUUCUGCCAAACCCCAGACUGCAGUAUUUAGAGGAAUGAUAGGACACAGUAUGGUAAACAGUAAAAUUCUUCUCUUGCAUAAACCAAGGGUCUGGUGGGAACUAGAGGGUCCUCAAGUACCUUUACGACCAGACUGCCUUGCCAUUGUGAAUAACUUUGUGUUCCUAUUAGGUGGGGAAGAACUGGGGCCAGAUGGUGAGUUUCAUGCUUCAUCCAAAGUGUUUAGAUAUGACCCAAGACAGAACACUUGGUUACGAAUGGCAGACAUGUCUGUUCCACGUUCUGAGUUUGCUGUUGGAGUUAUUGGGAGGUAUGUUUAUGCAGUGGCUGGGAGAACCAGGGAUGAAACAUUUUACUCAACUGAACGGUAUGAUAUUACUGAAGAUAAAUGGGAAUUUGUGGAUCCCUAUCCAGUCAAUAAAUACGGACAUGAGGGGACCGUGCUUGGUAACAAGUUGUAUAUCACUGGUGGAAUUACAUCAUCUUCAACUUCUAAGCAAGUGUGUGUGUUUGACCCCAGUAAAGAAGGGACAGUAGAGCAGCGAACAAGGAGAACUCAAGUGGUCACUACCUGUUGGGAGAACAAAUGCAAAAUGAAUUAUGCAAGAUGCUUUCACAAAAUGAUUUCUUACAAUGGUAAGCUCUAUGUCUUUGGUGGUGUCUGUGUGAUCCUAAGGGCCUCCUUUGAAUCUCAAGGAUGUCCUUCUACAGAGGUUUAUGACCCAGAUACUGAUCAAUGGACUAUAUUGGCUUCUAUGCCAAUUGGUAGGAGUGGUCAUGGUGUAGCUGUUCUGGACAAACAGAUAAUGGUUCUUGGAGGCCUUUGUUACAAUGGUCAUUACAGUGAUUCGAUUCUCACGUUUGAUCCAGAGGAAAACAAAUGGAAAGAAGAUGAAUAUCCGAGGAUGCCGUGCAAGCUGGACGGCUUACAAGUCUGCAGCUUGCACUUUCCUGAAUAUGUUUUGGAGCAUGUUAGAUGUUGCAGCUAAAACAGAAUGAACAACUUGAUGAAGUACAAAAAGCUAUACCUAAUGUGUCAAAAAAUACAAACCAGUUGAAUUUCUUCAGAGACAUUACCUUGUGUAUAAAAAAACCUGCUGAAUGCUUAAGAGAAACAGGAUGUACAGGGAGAGUACUUACCAAGUUUAUUAGAAAAGCCAAUACUGGUCUGAUAUUGUAAAAGCGUUGUUGUUUUUUGGUUGGUUUUUUUUUUUAACAAACAUAAUUGUAAGUAGGAGAAAGAAAAAUAUAUUUUUUAGUGUGGUUAUUUUUUUGGUAACAUGUCCAUAAUACUUUCUUCUCUUUUUUUUUUUUUUUUUUUUUUUAAUGGCUAUUAUACCACUAUGCUUCUGAAAUCACUUGAGUUUAACAAAAUAUUAGUGGAAAGGAGGAGGACUUUAUUUUUGGGGUUUUUUUGUUGAGCAUCAAAAUAAAGCCCAUCAUCUGUACGUGGGUACAACCAGGUUUAAAGGAACAAAACUAAACCAUUUGUGUAUUUUAUGUUGUCUUUUGGAUGCUUUUUCCAUUAAUUGCAAAGUAUUCUCAAAUCUGCUGGGUGUUUUUGUUUUCCCUUAUGUAUGUUGAAGAAUAAUCUUAACCCCUUUGCAUGACCUUUUUCCUGGUUUUGUAUAGUAGUACCAAUAAGUCUGCCAAAAUGCAAAUUACACGUUUUCUACUAAAUCGAAAACAAAACAUUUUUAUAUUCAAAACACUAUUUCUAUGCUGCCUUCUAUUUGUCUGCAUUGUGUUUGUUGGUGAGUAAAAAAUAUAUACACACAUGCAUACACUGUAAAAACUAUAUAUAAAUACAUCUUUUUGUGUGCAGUUACAAUAUUAUAUUUUAACUAGUGCACAGAUUCAGCCAUAUCUGUUGAAUUCAAGGUAUAGUACUAUCCUUUAAUGAGCUAAAUAAUUCAAAGUUCUUAAGUAACUGGAGGCCUCAUUUGGUAUCGAAGUAUCUUAUCUUUAGUAUGUACUGAUUGAUUCAGUAACUUUAAACUCUUUAUAUCGAUGCUACAUAAUGAACUGUUGAUAAUUUGUUAUUUUAUAAAUUAUUUUUUUAAAAGUAAACACAUCUUCCCUGAGUUUCUUUUGUGUUUCAAUGUGUGCUGCCCAGUCGUCUUUUUUAUGAAAAUGGAAAACGUCAAUAAGCAAAAGCUCAGUGCUGCUUUGAGCCACAGUUAUUUUUGGAACUGGAUAAACUAUAGUUUAUUCUCAAUACUUUGCUGGUACUCAUACUUCAAUAUGAGUAUUUUGUUUGUACUCACAUUGAAGUGUUACAAUCUUUUUUUAUUAUUAUUUUAAUUAUCAACUUCUAUGAACUACUGUGUUUUGAAAAUGUGGAGUUAGGUGAUUGGAUGGUUAGUACCAUUUAUGUUUCUUUUACAAAAAAAACCUAGACAACUAUAGCUACUGACCUCGGAGUGCCUGAAUUGAGGUGUGUGGUCCAAGAGGGCUUUGAAUAACUCCAUCGUGUUAUCUUGCAGGUAUUACUGACAGUGGAUUGGUAAGAAUUAUCUGCCAAGACAUAAAUAAUAACAGUAAUUACAUUCUGAUUUUAUUUAAUAGUGCUUUUAUUUAAUAGUGAUUUUAUUUAAUUAGCCACUUCUAGAAUAUAAAGGAGAGAUUUGGUGAAGUUGAGGGCUCACACUUCGUUCAGAUGUUUAGGGGCAAAAUGCUGAAACAUUCAGCUGCAUACUUGGUAAAAUCUGUUGUGUUUCACUUUAAGCAAUAGACUUUACUUUAUAUGCAGCAACGCAAAACUGCUUUACUCAGCAUCUUCCAGUCAGAAAUCACUGUAGAAAAGGAAUGUACAGUACUCAGGGAGUUCAAAAGAAUGCACUUACAAAGGGACCAAAAUCACCCUAAAUUUCCUAUGUUACAAGUAAGACCUGCUUGCCUAAACUAAGUUUGAAAUAAUUGAUAGAAGUUAAAACAACAUGUAAAACUCCUCAUGCCUGUUUUUUGAUAUUUUUGUAGUAAUUGUGUUCUGGUUGAGAUAUGAGGAUUUGGAGCUAUGUGGCAAGUUGGCAGAUUAUUUUUUUUUUAAUUAGAAAUGAUUUAUUGAUAGAGUAUUUUCUUUCCAUAUGUUUUAACAGAAAGAGAGAAUGUAUGCCACAAUAGCUGUAAGUGAUAAGCUACUUAUACCAGUAGUGACUGGACCAAAUAUUGAUUCAGUCUUCUGAUGCAGACUAGUUUGCAGUUAAAUUUAACUAUUUUUUAAUCAAAAUUCAGUUUACUGAAUUAGAAAUCUAAUUAACUUAAUAGUUUAACUUAAAGCCUGUGUACCUUACACUAAAACCUCAGUUUCACUGUGAGAUUUGUGUGUACAUUACCCUGCAUGGGCGCAGAGAUAAUCUGACUCCAGUAGGUGUGGCUGUGUGCAAGUAAAAAGGUUCUACUGUACAUAGUUUAUAGAAUAUUGGGGCACAGUAAAAAAACAAGGUUUUUUUCAUUGUUUUAAUGUUUGUGUCAGCAGUUCACUUCUUAAUAAGUUUGAGGCAGCAAAAACUAAUCCUGCUUGAGUAGGCUUUCAUGGGCAUGUUAUGCGUAGCACAGAGUACUUCACUUUUAUCUAGGGCCAGUCUGUGGAAUUGAUGUGGUUCUGGAUAUCUGGUCUUCCGUGAUUCAGGUGUAGUAAAGGGACAUGGCCAAGACUUUAUUAAAAAGAAUGGUAAGGAUGGGGGUUUCCUCAAGUUACGUUUUUGAGUUUGCGUUUAAGCACCUUCUGAAGUUCUGUGCGCUAAGCAACUGCCACUAAAGUCCAUGGUGAGUAUAGACACUUGAAACAUGAAGAACCAGAUAAUUUUUAGGUGCUCUGUUUUUAAGUUCAUAUUUAUCUUCAGAUGCCCAGUUCUGAAAGAUCUCUUUCAGGAUUGUAGUAGUAAUUAUUCUGUGAAAUUUUAACUUGAACUGUUGGUUUCAGCUUCCCUGAAGUUGUGUCUCCACUGAGAAGCUGGCUGCAGCCUUUCAAGCAUUAGGAAUGAUUGGAAUUUGCUUGGGUUUAGAACAUGUGGGAGUAUGUGAGAAUGUUUUGUUAAUUUACAUUUCUACCAUGCUUUUAUCGUUUGAAACACGAAAUUAUCUUUUCCAUUGCAGUGGAACUUUUGAGGCAGUUAUUUCUGUUACUUUAUGUGUCAGAGGGAUGUUUUUUUUAAUUAAAUAUUUCUGUUUGUGUUGGCUUUUAGUAUUUAGUUUCAGAUAGUUUAGUGUUUAAGUAAAAACUAAACUGGCUAAUAAGAAUUUUACUAUGAAUUUUUCAGCAUUAUGAUCAGAUUAAUAUGAGUUUUAAAAACAUUUAAAUGCCUCUCACUUGUCAAGGAAAAGGUAAGUUAUGAUCUUUGAUUAGUAAGUUUGAGGAGGUUUCUUCUAUUCCACCCCAGCCAUAAUGGAAUACCAGCAAAUCUGAUCUCACCCACAUAUUUAAACUUCAACACAUUACCUGCUUUUAAACAGCAAGUAUACUUGCCUUUUCUUAAAAAGGUGGACAUAGUGAGUUACAGUCUAAGUUGGGUUUUUUUUCCACAUUUAUAGCAAAAAUGGAUCAGCUUCAUGUCUUAAUUUAACAGCUAGCUCCGUGGGGGAAAUUUUGUUUUCAAAUGAGCCAAAAUGGACAAAAAGCAUGGUGUUCUGGAGACGUAAAGGGGCUGGACACUGACAGUUCCCAUCCCACAUGCUAUUAUAAUCUGUUCUUAGGAGACGGGUAAUUCUUUUCCUUUUCAUAGUAGUGUGUAAGGAAAAAAUAGCUCAUUUUUCCUCACAAAGUUUUGGUAGAAGUUUUGUAGUGGAAGGUAUUAGGUGGAAAAAAAAAACUUUUGAAUUUUUUCCCCCAUCGAUUCAGCUGGAGGAAGGCAGUACUUGAUUUUACAAAGGCUCUGCUACUUCAGAAAGCACUGCUAGCAAGAGGGGCUAGUGGCAGCAUACAAGCUACCUGGCAACCUGCUUUUAUGUUACUUUAUUUUGAAAAGUGUUGAUGCUCUACUUUCUGCCGUAUUAUAGCGGUCCCGUUUUAACUGUCUCUAACAGUGUGUGACUUUAAUAUUUCUCUGGUUUCUGAGACUUGCAGCCGUUUUUUCUUGAGGACCUCUUGCCUUACAAACCCAAGUGCUGCAUUUUUUCAUGCUGAUAAUAUGAUAACUAUUUGCAUCAGGGACAAAGCUUCACUUGACACUCAGGAAGCAAAGGAUAAAAUUCAGCAGGUACAGAUUCAAAUUGGUUUAAAAAGAAAAACAUUGCUUAACUCAUUAUGUCCAUUCUUUUGCAAAAGGAGGGUAAGCAUUAUGGGGAGAUGCUAAAGGCUCUUUAAAAAUAAACUUCAACCUUGUGUCAGCAUUUAUAUGACAAAGUCUUUUUAGAAAUAGUGGCAUUUGUAGAAGUAUUUUGCCUUUUUAAUAUAUUUUUCCUUACAAAAAAAACCAGUGAAUUUGGCCCCUGUUUCUUCUAACACAUCAAAUGUGUACUUCACAUAUGUGAACAGGCCAAUAUAAAGAAAACAGAAAACUGUUAAGGUACUUAAAAGAAAACAUAAAGGCGCAAAUGUUAUUAAACCUGUGCUUAAGUGUUCAUAGGGUUGGGGGCAUCAGAGAAAACAUCCGUCUUGCUCUCCUCCCAUUAAUAAAAAUAUAACCAGUGAAGUUAUUUGAAUAAGUGUGGUCCAUCACAGGUGGCAGGGCUCAGUGAGGAGAGUGGUAAAGAAUAUAACUGGGAAGCACGUGUACUCUAUUUAAAACAAAGCUUGCCGGUGUCCUGUAGCUAACAUUUUGAGAUUCUAAUGCUUGUAAAACAAUCUGAAGCUGCUUAAAAUAAAUACUAAUGACUACUUUUGCAUCUGUAUUAUAUUUUUGAAUGGUGAGUAACUUUAAAAUUUCCAUUUGUGUGGGUAAACUUCAUAAAACUAGUUGUAUGUGGCAGAAAAAACUUUUUGAGCACAGCUUUCCUGGAUUUCCCUCUACUAAUUUUUUUCUUUUUCACUUCCCAAAUUUCAAUUAAUGUUUAUAAUGUCUUCUAGAAAUAACUUUCAAAAGUCAAUUUCAAAUACCUUUGGAUUAAUAUUAAGUUGGUAGCUAGGGGAAAACCACCUCUAUUUGCAGACAGUAGUUUUUAUUUAUGGCUCUGGUAGAAAACCUUGGCGUAAGUCUAGAAAAUACAGUGUUAUAUGUAGGACUGUAAAAUUAGCUAUAGUUAAGGGGCUUUUAUUACCUCAGUGGGACCCACCUAACUUUUAUGUCAGUUCUGGGAACAGGCGAAGGGUAGAGUGAGCUAUGGUUUUAUUUUAAAUAUUUUCCCUAUAUAUCGUUAUUUUUGUAGAUCUUUUUAAAAUAAAUUAUUAUAUGCUGGAGAUUACAUUUCCACUAUAGUAUCCCACUUGAUUCCAGUGUACAAUAUCAGAUUGUUUGUAUUGCAAAGAAUGUAUUUGAUAACAGGAAAGGUCAUUUUCAAAUUCUGCUGUGUUUGUGCUAGCAAUUGGAAAUACUUUUCCUGUAAAAAAUUAAAAUGAUAUAUAUAUGACCUCAUAUGUACCUUUGGAUUAACUGUCUAAUGACUGCCCCAGGGCUGCUAUAAACUUCUCUGAGUAAUUUAAGAAUUGCCUCUUUUUAACUGUUUUAAAGCCUUUUUUGUUGUCUUUUUUUGGCAGAAGGUAAUUUUCCCUAGCUAUGGAUACAGUAUGCUCAGACUUGCAUAUGUGCUCUGUUCAGUUUUUAAAUGGAAAAAAUGUAUAAAAUGUGUAUAAAGAAAAGUGUAAAUAAAAUAUUUUUAAUCUUUAAACA
Messenger RNA from Chroicocephalus ridibundus (black-headed gull), 8564 nucleotides. RefSeq names its product kelch like family member 15 (gene KLHL15). NCBI's taxonomy places the organism in Eukaryota, Metazoa, Chordata, Aves, Charadriiformes, Laridae. The transcript has 4 exons. Gene Ontology annotation, molecular function: protein binding. Gene Ontology annotation, biological process: protein ubiquitination; nuclear protein quality control by the ubiquitin-proteasome system. Gene Ontology annotation, cellular component: nucleus; Cul3-RING ubiquitin ligase complex. The coding region runs from base 972 to 2786 and encodes 604 amino acids. The record is from RefSeq and is a predicted model, not a curated record.